Messenger RNA from Mytilus trossulus (common blue mussel), 693 nucleotides. Its product is annotated as transcription initiation factor TFIID subunit 10-like. The transcript has 5 exons. The coding region runs from base 133 to 528 and encodes 131 amino acids. Gene Ontology annotation, cellular component: nucleus; transcription factor TFIID complex; SAGA complex. Gene Ontology annotation, molecular function: promoter-specific chromatin binding; RNA polymerase II general transcription initiation factor activity. Gene Ontology annotation, biological process: transcription initiation at RNA polymerase II promoter. NCBI's taxonomy places the organism in Eukaryota, Metazoa, Mollusca, Bivalvia, Mytilida, Mytilidae. The record is from RefSeq and is a predicted model, not a curated record.
CUUUUUGUCGCUUUUUGACGCUUUUUGACGCUUCUUGUCGCUUCUUGUCACUUCUUGAUGCUUCUUGUCGCUAAUUAUUGAGAUCCAAUUGACCAAUCGAAAUGCACGUUAUAUUCAUCUUUUUAUGAUAAUAUGAACACAGAGCCUGCAGAUGAGAGUCCACAGCAGGGUAACCUGAUCCCUAGUGGUGGGGCUUCAGACAACAGGGCUGGGGGACCACUGACAGAUUUUGUACAGCAGCUGGAAGAUUAUGCACCUACUAUACCAGAUUCAGUAACAGCCUUUUACUUGAACAGAGCAGGAUUUGAAGCUUCAGAUCCUAGAAUAACAAGAUUGGUAUCCAUAGCAGCACAGAAGUUUGUGUCAGACAUAGCCAAUGAAGCAUUACAACAUUGUAAAAUGAAGUCAUCAUCUGGACAGACAAAAAGUAAAGGAAAGGAUAAGAGAUUGACCUUGACAAUGGAUGAUUUAACUCCUGCUCUAGCCGAAUAUGGAAUAAAUGUGAAGAAGCCAGCAUACUUUGUAUAAACACAUACUUUUGAUAUUGUAGAAAAUAUUGUUAACCAUUUGGAAUAGGACUGAUAUAACUUUUUACUAUAAUUGUAAACUUUGAUAACAACUUUUAGAUGUUUUGUUAGAUUUUUUAUCAACAUUAUUUUGUAGUAGUUAAACAAUUAAACAUUUUCCAUUUUA